Messenger RNA from Aspergillus calidoustus, 1689 nucleotides. The record is from the annotation of a GenBank genome assembly. NCBI's taxonomy places the organism in Eukaryota, Fungi, Ascomycota, Eurotiomycetes, Eurotiales, Aspergillaceae.
AUGGCUUCCUUUCGGCCGCCCGGGCCAGGCUCGGUUGAGAGCAGCGGAUCCUCCAGUACAAACGCUCAAUAUACCCCAGUUUCAGACCGAUCCCUUGAUGACGGACACUCAUCUCGUAACCACACGGGUCCAUUAAGGGUCAAGACUGAUUUCGGUACUGUUCAAGAUCAGUUUUCCGACGACGAUGCUGCCGAGUACAACUAUAACGACGAGGCUCGGCCCAAGUUUCAUCGACCCAAGGUUCCGAAGUACACAGAGGCCGAGGAGCAACAAAUCGUGAAGAAACUUGAUCGCAGGCUAGUUCCAUUCCUUGCGCUUCUAUAUCUUCUAUCCUUCUUAGACCGCUCGAAUAUUGGAAAUGCGAAGAUUGCCGGCAUGAUGGAGGACUUGAACCUCUCGUCCUUCCAGUAUGAAUGGCUUCUAACAGCCUUCUACAUCACGUACAUCCUCUUCGAGUGGAUGACCCUCCUCUACAAGGUCGUCCCUGCGCACGUCUACAUCUCGCUUUGCGUGUGCGGAUGGGGCCUUGUAGCCUCAUUCCAGUCCCUAUCCACAAGCUUUGGGACAAUGGUGUUCUUACGCGCAGUACUCGGAAUCACUGAAGCGGCCUUUGGCCCCGGCGUUCCAUUCUACCUAUCUCUGUUCUACAAGCGCGAAGAGCUCGCCUUCCGCACCGGAUUGUUCAUAUCCGCCGCCCCACUCGCCUCGACAUUCGCCAGCAGCUUGGCCUGGUUGAUCGUCAAGUCUAGCAGCGACGGGCCAAUCGCGCCGUGGCGCACCUUGUUUCUGAUUGAGGGCUUUCCCAGCAUCAUUGUUGCUGUUUUUGCUUGGUUCGUGAUCCCCGACUCGCCGGGCACAGCAGCGUUUUUGGAACCCCGGCAGCGGAUGGUAGCGCAGUUGCGCAUGGGCGAUGGUGGACGGUCCGAGUACUUGGGCCACCGCAGGAGGUUCAAUUGGGGUGAGGUCGGGAGGACGCUGGCUGAUCCCAAGUCUUACAUUACAGCCUUCAUGUUCUUUAGCUGCAAUGUCGCAUUCAGCUCCAUGCCCGUCUUUCUUCCUACAAUUCUCCAAGACAUGGGCUACACCCCCACAACCUCGCAAGCCCUCUCCGCGCCCCCCUACCUCCUCGCCUUCCUAACCGUCCUCUUAACCUCGCACCUCUCCGACCGCUCCCGCACCCGAAGCCCCUACUUGAUAACACACGCCCUCCUCUCCUCCCUCGCCUACACAACCCUCGCCCUAACCGGCCACUUCCACAGCCACCUAUCCCCCUCGAUAGCCACAACCCUCCGCUACCUCUGCGUCUACCCCGCGACAGCGGGCUUCUUCUCGGCAAUCACGCUGAUCAUCACGUGGAGCAUGGACAAUCGCGUCGCGAAGGAAGGGAAGGGGGCUAGUGUCGCGAUUCUGAAUGUUAUCGGGCAGUGUGGGCCGUUGUUGGGGACGAGGUUGUACCCUGCGGCUGAUGGGCCGUGGUAUGUGAGUGGGAUGGGGGUUUGCGGAGGGUUUAUGGGUGUUGUUGCGGUUUUGGCGUGGGUUUUGAGGGUUACGUUGCAGAGGGCGAAUGCGAGGCUGAUGAAGGAGGGGGAUCAGGCGGGUGAAGGGAGUGAGAGGGAGCGUGAGGUGCUGAUUUUGGGGUCCGAGGGGGCGGUUGAGAGGAAGGGUGGUGGGUUUACGUAUAUCAUCUAG